UCUGACAGUCAUCUUCUCAUAUAAAGGUUAUCCAUUCCUAACUCAUAACGAUUAUCAGACGUCAAGGGGCAAAAAUGCAGAACUUGUAUGGGAAUUCAAUGGGAAGAUCUAAACAAGCCAACACUUUGACUAAUGAUAUGGAUGAUGAUGAUGACUAUGAGAACGCCAAUCCUUGUGACUCAGCACCAGUUGUGCCCUCCAGGAAGACUAGGAGAAUUAAGAAUGCUAUGAAAGAGGACCUGGCUUUGAAACGUAUGGAAAAUCCUGCUAAGCAAGCUCCAUCUGUUUGGACCACUCCCCAAAAAGAAGUUUUUCCAAAACAAACCCCAAGUUUUCAGCCACCACCUAUAGGUCUUGAUUUUUCCUCCGGAGCAGUCAAUGCAGCAUUUUCAGAUAUAGAAGAUAUGAAAACGGCAUCGACUUUUGCUAACAAUACAUUUUCAGACUUGGAAGUUAUGCCAAAUAGAAAUAAGCAGAGAUGUGGAAGGUCCAUGUUGGUGGUCUUGAUGUGGUUGAUGUUCAUCAUGUUCAUCGCCUUUGGGGUCAUCACUGUAUUCAUAUUCUUACAUUACAUCACUGUCUCAGGAAGAGUGGCCAGCUUAGUACAAACUGCUUCAGAUUUCCAGAAGAAUUCUGAGGAGGAGCAGGGCGAUCUAAAGACUAAAGUGGCCAAUCUCAGUAAUACGAUGGGGAACUUGCAAGACACACUUAUGGCCAACAUCAAGCACAUUAACAAGACAUUGGAGACUGUCUGCACGCGGUGCCCUGUUGGCUGGUCUGUGAUCGGCUCCUCAUGUUAUUUUGUCUCUCGGGAAGAAAUAACCUGGGAUAAUGCUCGAGACGAAUGCUACAAAAUGAACUCUGUUCUUGUCAUGAUAAAGGACAAGACUGAAUCCGAUUCUUUAAAGCAAUUAUAUAACAUAAACAAGAGAUACUGGAUUGGACUAAGGCGAGACUUAAAUGAAGCUCACAUCUGGAAGUGGUUGGAUGGGACACAAGUCACCUUUACCAACUGGGCAGUGAAUGAGCCCAACUAUCAUGGGAAGGAAGAGGACUGUGGAGAAACCAUAUCUGGACCUUGGAAUGAUCGACCCUGUUCUAAUAAAUUGUUUUAUAUUUGUAAAAGGAUAAGAACAUGCUGAGAUCCAAUCUAUAUCAAGCAGAGGUAUAACAUGGAGCUACUAAGCCUUAAUGUAAAAUUUGGUAUCUUUUAUGUUCCAGAAAGACUUUUGACUCUUUAAGGCAUCAGGGUCUGGAUUUCAAUAUUAUCGCUACAACCCAUAUAGCUAUACCCCUGAUGCCAAGGCUAUAUAAACCAAAUAAUUAGGUAAAAAGCAUACCAAAUUUAUCAUGACCUUCCUAUUUUCAAUGCACAUGGUACCACCUUCAAAUUUGUGCUGUCUAACCAGAAGCCAAACUGACCUUCAUUAGCCACAUCAUAAUCAACAUAGUAGAGUCCUGAUCAUUGGCACGUUGAGGGGAACGGCAAGUUAAAUUUAGAUACUAUUAUAUGGGGUCUUGAGAGGGUAUAGAAUUAUUGUAAACCUACUGAACCUAGUGGCCUCUGUGUGCCUUAACCCCUUAAGGAACCUGGGAUUUUUGCGUUUUCGUUUUUCACUCCCCGCCUUCCCAUAGUUCUAACUGUUUUAUUUUUCCAUUCACAUUCCAUUCCAUUCACAUAGCCUUAUGAGGGCUUAU
Molecule: messenger RNA, 1698 nt
Organism: Bufo bufo (common toad)
Lineage: Eukaryota; Metazoa; Chordata; Amphibia; Anura; Bufonidae
Product: CD209 antigen-like protein C
Exons: 13
Coding region: 75-1142 (355 amino acids)
Source: RefSeq, a predicted model, not a curated record